Corythoichthys intestinalis (scribbled pipefish) is the source of this 3720-nucleotide messenger RNA. RefSeq names its product gastrula zinc finger protein XlCGF17.1-like. The coding region runs from base 768 to 1892 and encodes 374 amino acids. NCBI's taxonomy places the organism in Eukaryota, Metazoa, Chordata, Actinopteri, Syngnathiformes, Syngnathidae. Gene Ontology annotation, molecular function: DNA-binding transcription factor activity, RNA polymerase II-specific. Gene Ontology annotation, cellular component: nucleus. Gene Ontology annotation, biological process: regulation of transcription by RNA polymerase II. The transcript is spliced from 4 exons. The record is from RefSeq and is a predicted model, not a curated record.
CAGGAACAAGACGGGAGACGACAACAUAGGGGCGAUUGACGAGAGAGUUGCGACCGUUGCUGCCGCUUGCGCAAUCGUCUGCUUGUCUAAAGUAGGCGAUUGGAAGCCAGAGCCAAGAUGAACUCUUGCGUCCUGAAUGGAUUUAAGGCUUCGCCAAGGUUGGUUUGCGUCCUCCCUUGCACGCUGCAGCUAACGGACCGGAGGCUAGCUUUUGUAUCAAGUCAUUGAAUAGACCCUACCCACCGACGUCACAAAACCACGUGCUCGCUGUAUGGUUCCGCCCACUUGUCCGUCAUUUUGUCUCUGUAUUAGCAUUGGUUUCAAUUGAUCGAGGAAUUUAAAAUGCAUUUCAUGGAAGACCCGGUGCUUUCUGAUGCCGUAAACUCACUGGAUGUGUUGCAUAAAAGGCGUUAUGUGGAAAAGCUUCGUUCUAUACAGUCGCCAGAUCCAUAUUUGAUGCCCAAAUCGAUGUUUUUCGACCCACUGUCUUCGCCCUGUCUGCCUGACAUCUGCUAGGCUGAUAUUUACAAUUAUCUUGUCCACACAAAAUCAGCCUAUUCUCACGAAAAUUUGAAAAACUUCAAAAGCUUGGAGGCUUAUAAAUACUUCGUUGCUGGUCGGGUGAAACAGGUCCUCGUCCACGAAAAUUCGGCAGGAAUCUAUCUUGUGCUUGGAAAGGUGGGUCACGCCUUCAUCCAUCAGCUGAUAAAGACGCGUCACACCAACACCAGUGACCCUCUUACGAAGGCGGAAGUGUUCGCCGAAACAUGUCAGAUCUAAAUGUCACCCAAGCCCAUCCUCCUGAGCACCAGGAGUCAGAAUGCAUUAAGAAGCAGGAGGAGUCACCAUACAUCAAGGAUGAGCAAGAGUCCGUACCCAUUCAAGGUUUCGGCAACUAUCUUGAUCUUGAGUGGCAGGAGUCUCCUGGCGUUAAAGAGGAAGUCGAGCACUGGCAUAUGAAAGAGGAAGAGCCAGAGCACCUUCGACAGCAAAAGAGAGAAGUGCAACUUCCAAUAAAAAAGGAGGAGGUAGAGCUGCCAUACGUUAAAGAGGAGGACGAUAUCACCAGGUCGACUGGUGAGCCCUUGAAGAGUGAAGAUGGUCCGACUGAGUCCAGCAGGGAGACUGAGGCCAUCGGAGCAUCAUCAGAUAGAAAUGGCGCCACGUCACUCUCAACUUACAAAGAUGAUGGUCAUAAAAGAUCUCACAGUGACGACAAACUCUGCAAAUGCUCUCAGUGUGGGAAAACCUUUGCUAAUAACUACACUUGUCGUCUGCAUAUGAGGAGGCACACUGGCGAAAAACCUUUUGUCUGCUCAGUUUGUGGUCAAAAAUUCACUUGGAAGACCAGCUUAAUCAGACACACAAGAAUCCACACUGGCGAAAAACCUAUUUCCUGCUCUGUUUGUGGAAAACGAUUUGCUUGGACGGCAGACUUAACUAAACACACAAGCACCCAUACUGGUGUAAAACCUUUUUCCUGCUCAGUUUGUGGCCAAGGGUUCAAUCGAAAGCAAAACUUAAUAGUACACACAAGAACUCACACUGGUGAAAAACCCUUUUCCUGCUCAGUUUGUGGUCAAGGGUUCACUCUAAAGCAAAACUUAAUAGUACACACAAGAACCCACAUUGGUGAAAAACCUUUUUCCUGCUCAGUUUGUGGAAAAAGAUUUGUUAGUUCGGGAGACUUAACAAGACACACAAGAACCCAUACUGGUGAAAAACCUUUUUCUUGCCCAGUUUGUGGUAAAGGUUUUGCUCAAAUGCAAAACGUAAACGAACACACAAGAACCCACACUGGUGAAAAACCUUUUUCCUGCUUAGUUUGUGGUCAAGGGUUCACUCGAAAGCAAAACAUGCAAAGACACAUAAGAACCCACACUGGAAUAUAAAACUUUUUUUCCUGCUCAGUUUGUGGUCAAGGAUUCGCUCUGUAGGACCAGAUGAAGUGUGUGUUGGUGUGAGAAGCAGUGGCCAGUGACUGUUUUGCCUGUCAUCCAUGCUGCCUUCAUCAGAUUGUGCACGCAGGAUGAUUAUUCUGUAGCGCUUCCUGUUGAGGAUUACAUGUGCUUUGUCAAUUCCUUGUUUGACGUGGAUCCACACUAUUGCCAAAAGUAUUGGCUCACCUGAUUUAACUCUUAAAUUAAGUGGCAUUAUGUACAGUCAUGGACGAAAUUAUUGGCAACCCUGGAAUUUUUCCAGAAAAUACAGCAUUUCUCACAGAAAUUGAAGCAAUUACAAAUGUUUUCAGUAUGAAUGUGUAUAUUUCUUUGAUGUGCAUUAGAAAAACACAAAGCUGAGAAAAAGUCAAAAUUGACGCAAUUUUAGAUGAACCUCAAAAAACAGGCUGGACAAAAUUUUCGGCACCCUCACCUCAAUAUUUGGAAGAAAUAACAAAGCAAUCGCUACCUCUAAUCAUCAACAAGUUUCGUGCACCUCUCUUUUGGACCAAUUUUCUUUUGCGAAAUGUUCAGGUCUCUCAGAUUUUAUGGGUGCCUUCUUGCAACAGCAAUUUGGAGAGCUCUCCAUGGUGUUCAAAAUAAUUUAGUGCUCAUCGAUGGCCACCUCAGAAUUCUCCAGUGCUUUGUCUCCAACAGUUUCUUGGUGCUAUUUGAGGUAUGUUUUGGGUCAUUGUCCUGUUGGAACACCCAUGACCUCUGACGCAGACCCAGUUUUCUGACACUACACCCUACAUUCCGGCCCAAAACAUUUUGAUAGCCUCCAUAUUUCAUGACUCCCGUUGUGAUUAUUCAACAUACCUUGUUUAUUAUGACAAAGCAGUGAACAGGAAGGGGUUAUGGGAGAACAGAAGAAAAGAAACGACAAGAAAUACAGUGAACACCUACACUAACUAUUAAUAAGUUGUUGCUAUCGUCAGCUAGAUGUAUUUCCGGUUGACACCAUGUGGGGGGCCUGUUGACCAGGUACAGAAGGGAAGGGGGGUGGGGAAGUCUAAAAGCUAAGUGAUUGGGAGGGGUAGAGUUUACACAAAUCAUCUCUGUGAUCUAGAACCCAGUAAUCGUGUGAAUCCCUUGUGUGUGUAAGCCCGUUGGCAACCAACCCUACGCCGCCCCACCGCUAGUCCCGGCACCGGGAUCCCCCAUCCGAGCACGCCCAAUCACAUCCAGCCGCACGUGAGCCCCACCAAACACGCGACAGCCACACAGAUGAGCAGAGACACCGCGCAGGCGCCAACCCAGGGCCACGGCACCCACCCAGCCAGCCCGGGGAGGGAGGGUGCCCGGAGGGGUUGUAGUGCAGCCCAUCCCUGCUCCCGCAGCCCAGCAAAGGAGCCAUCGUUACCCCCACCCCCCACCCCACCCCCGGUCCACCCGCGCUCAUAUCAACCGGCCCUCAGAGACGGGAAGAGGGGACGCACCACCAUCCCCACGCCCGCCCCACCCCCGUCCGAACACCAAUGACCUCUGACGCAGACAGUUUUCUGACACUACACCCUAUGUUCUGACCCAAAACCUUUUGAUAGUCUGUAUAUUUCAUGACUCCUUGCACACUGUCAAGGCAGCCAGAAAAAGCACACAGUGCCUAUAGUCAAACAUAGUGGAGGUCCAAUGGUGUUUUGGGGUAGUUUUGCUGCCUCUGGCACUUGGUGAUUUGACAGUGUGCAAGGAGUCUGGAGCAAGAUAUGUGGAGACCAUGAAAAUGUUUUGGGCCGCAAUGCAGAAUGUAGUGUCAGAAAAAAGGGUCUACGUCAGAGGUCAU